CGGGCCAGGCGGUCGAAGUUGAAGUUCCCCGUUUCCCCAUCACUUUACAUCCUAUCGAGAAACACCUACCCCCUCGCAGCCCAUAUCUUCACCCCGUCUCCGUUCUCUUCCUCUUUCCGCUAUUUCACAGGCCUUUAUCUCUUCGUUUUCCCUUCCCAGCUUGUUUGGCAGUGUUACUCGGCUCUUCAAUUGUGCAGGAUUCGGACUUCCUUUUUGUUAGCUUAGCGUCUCACCUCAAGCUGCUCAAUAUGGACGAUAGCGAGUUACUCAGACAGAUAUCGCUGCUUGCAGGUGCUCUGAAUGGCCCCGUCAAGCCCAUAGCACGAACGCAUUGUGAACAUGGGUUCCACCCCUAUACGAAAGCGCCGAUUCCGGCAGGUCGUGCUCGGGGGCCUCACAACAAAACACUGAUAAACGGGAGCAGUGGGAGAACCGUCACGACAAGUCGGAGUUUUGCCCCAGUAGCGCGGACAAGCACGCAAACGGCAUCGCUGCCAGUGAAAUCCCAUCACCGCAAACUGAUUAAUCAAAAUAGUGGCACGGCCAUGUCUGUCAACCGGAGUACUGGCAGUGCGACCAGUGAGAAUUCAACACUGGGAAGUGGACUGCCACAGGCAUCAUACGUUAAGAAAGGGAACAAGCUUUAUCGCGUUGGAAGUGCAGCGGCCGAAAGUCUGAGUAAGCGUGCUCCAUCCAAAGGAGCACCCAUAACGGCGAAAUCGGUUACGUUUCAUAAAUCCUCAAAACAUCGCACCUUGAUCGUGUCCAAUGGCAAGUCCUAUCAAAAGAGUGCGGACGGACGGAAACUGAUUGUCACUACAUCGCCCUCUGCGUCUCAUCCUGAGACCCCACGUGCUAUCAAAGGCCUCAGCAUCAACGGCGUUGCCUUCAUUCGUGGGGGAGCAUCUGGAAAUAAGUUGGUCCGAGUUACAGAUGCCGACAGGUCAAAGAUAAAAACACCAAAACGAUUAAUUUUGAACGGACAAUCGUUCAGCCGAGCUAAGAGCGGAAACCUCGUGUUAACGAGAGCGCUGCGAACUCCUGACAAGAGCGCGCAUAAAACGUCGAAAUCGCACCAUUCCCGAUUGAAAAAGCAUUGCCAAUUCUAUCGCUUUGGUCAAUGUCAGAAAGGAGCAUCAUGUCCUUACAUUCACGAUCCGGCACGGUUGGCAGUAUGUCCCGCCUUUCUCAAGGGAAGUUGCACGGAAUCGCCUUGCAAACUCUCGCACUCACCCACGGAGUACAACAUGCCAAUCUGUGUCCACUUUGAACGGGGCAGAUGCACCAAGAGCGAGGAAUGCCCUUAUCUUCACGUGAAGCACAGCCUGGAUACAGCGGUUUGCCCAUCCUUCGCGAUGGACGGUUUCUGUCAAGCUGGACGCCAAUGUCCGCUCCGACAUGUGUGCGAGUGUCCAGAAUUUGCUGCUAACGGAAAGUGUUCGAAAAGAAAAUGCAAACUUCCUCACAAGGCAAAGGGGACUGACAAACAGCAGAACGGGAAACACGGCGCCAAUACUUGGGUUUCGCCGGCUGUGUUGGCCCAGAAACGGGCUGCUCGAGGCCGGUUUUGGAACGGUAGAGACUCGGAAUUAGCCGACGAGGAGAGGGAGCAGUUGGAUCGGCUCCCUAUUCGGCCGGAUUUCUCAAUACCGAUUAACGACAUGAGCUCUUCGGACGACUCCGGUUCGAAUGCCGACUCGGACGAUGAAGGCGAAAUGGAAGAGGAGGAGGAGGAGGAAGAUGAGGAGGAAUUUGACCCGACCAGCUCCGAGGGAGAAGAAGCGGAUGACGAUGAUGAAUCCGACGACCGGAGCGAUCAGGUCGGAACGGACGAGGGCACCUCGCAAACGGGGACCGAGGUCGACGUCAUUGAGAUCUUUUCAGAAGAUGAAGAUGAAGUUGGUGCGGGUGCUGCCCAGCAGCCCGUUGGGCCGUAUAUCGGCGCUGAUGAUUGGGUUAGAGUGAAGACGGAGAAAGGCGCGGAUGUGGUUGAUCUCACUAUGGAGUGAGAGCCGCUGUUUUUUUCUUUUCCUCCCCUUUUGGCUGUUUUUCGUCGUGUCUUUGAGCGGGGAAAUAAUUCCUACACCUCUUCGCCUCCAUACCCCCCCUCUCCCUUCUUGGACACUCUCUGUUGCUCGAUUUCCCCUCCCUCUCUUUUGGAUAACUUAUCACUUCUGUUUGUCACCGCGGGUUUCUUUCUUCGAGUUCCUCCCCUCCCCUUCGGUUCAUAGAUAGUGAUGUGUGUUGUAAAGUCUUCAAAGGAGUAGCCUGUCCUGUAAAAAUACUGG
Fimicolochytrium jonesii is the source of this 2288-nucleotide messenger RNA. RefSeq lists its product as uncharacterized. The record is from RefSeq and is a predicted model, not a curated record. The coding region runs from base 249 to 2009 and encodes 586 amino acids. Gene Ontology annotation, cellular component: nucleus. Lineage: Eukaryota; Fungi; Chytridiomycota; Chytridiomycetes; Spizellomycetales; Powellomycetaceae. The transcript has 8 exons. Gene Ontology annotation, molecular function: metal ion binding.